AUGCGUUUUAGCCUGGGCUGCCUCGCAACCGUUCAGAUCCUGCUUUUAUCCCGCGUCGCUACUGCAGUAUAUCGAGACGAAGCCUACCAGAUCGACUUUCAUCAUGCCCUCCUUGGAAUACCCCAAGCCCAUACAACAUUUUUCCAUAAGCCAUCGAACAAUUCGAAAGCCUCACUACUUUUUUCCCUUUCAGAGAAUGGGAUCGUUGGCGCGGUCAAUCCGAAAGAUGGUACUGUCUUGUGGAGGCAACGGCUUGGCGAAGAAGAGAAGACUUAUGUUGGUGAAGGGUUGUUGAGACCGGGAGAAGGGUCGAAUACCGUUAUUAGCGCAUUUGACGGCAAGGUUCAGGUCUUGGAUGCUGUGAAUGGGCGUUUAGGGUGGACAUGGCAAGCGAAUGGGAGAGUGAAAGCAGUAAGCACGACUGAAAAUGCAGGCCAGAGCCUUGUCUUCGCGGCUGUCCAAGAAGAAAGCUCGCUCGGCGUUGUGAGAUGCUUCUCAGCAGAAGCUGGGGAGGAAAAAUGGCAACAUCGAGACUCUGAGGGGGACUCGCCGCACGCCCUGCUCACUGCUCAAGGCCGGCUGUUCUAUAUUUCUCUUCACGCGGCACGCUUGAAAGGACUCAAGAUCAAGGCAACGGAGUUAGAUAUAUUGACAGGGCACCAGAAUGGUAACACUAUAAGUCUCAGCUCGGAUGGUGAAGUCCCCUCAGAGGACUCGCUGCUGUUUUCUGGCCUCAUUGGAGGAUUGCCUAUCAUUAUGUGGUCAGACAAAUCGUUCAAAACCGUCAAAGUGGCAUCUGUCCAUAAAUCACAAUCCACAACUCUGGGCGCGUUGUCGAACAAUGGAAAGCCAACUGAAAGAAUUUUCGUACAUGCAGCUCCAGAUCCCGACGGCGAGCCUCACUUCCUACUCCACUUUCAAGCAGCUGAGUCCCACUGGGCGAAGGUCUAUCAUAUAGACGCCACUACUGGAACAGCAAGCUUAGCAUACGAUCUUCCCGAAAUACCUGACCAAGGCGCUUUCUCAGCCAGUAUCCAGGGACCCAAGACGUACUUCGUGCGGUACACUUCGUCCGAGAUCUCCUUGGUUUUUUCCGAUUCAUCUGUUGAGCUUCAGAAAUGGCCAGUCCCACCUAAGCACCGAGCUGAUACAACCGAACUACGCAGUAUAUCGCACGCUGCCGCCGAAGUAGCUUCGCGAGGCGCAAACAAAUUCUCCUUGCGGUCUGUGGUCGCUUUGAAGAGCGGAGACUGGGAACUUAUCCGCAAUAGUGAGUCGCUCUGGAUCAGAAAAGAAGGUCUUAGCGGUGUAGUAGCUGCAACCAUUACAGAAGUACCUCGCGACGAGAAUUUCGCCCAAGAAUUAUUAGUCGAAGGGCAGUACAACUUUUUCUGGGCGUACAUCCAUCGGUUGAGGAGACAUUUGGGGGAACUUCAAGAUCUACCCUAUUGGCUUGAGCAGCAAUAUAAUACUCUGACCGCGCUUGCCUUUGGUAGUGACCCUGGAUCAUCCGGCUCAAGCCGCUUGCGAAAGGAUAAAUUCGGAUUCAACAAGAUUAUCAUCGUAGCCACCAGAUAUGGACGACUUGCUGCUCUUGAUACGGGAAGCAAUGGCAAGGUAAUCUGGCAGAUGCAGGCUGCUUUGCUACAAUCCAGUGCAACUUGGGACAUUCUUGGUCUUGAGGCCGAAGAUGGUACCGUGACCGUUCGUGCUGCGAAGGGUGAAAUCUUGCAAGUUGAGUCAAGCACUGGCAAGGUCUUAAAGUCCCAACAUGCGGCCCUCAUACGUGGCUUGGAGACGACCAUUGCAAUACCUGACGCGAAGGAACGAUCAGCUCUGAUAGGCGUGAAUGAUGAUGGCACAAUCUGUGAAAUCCCAGACGUGGACUUUGGAGGGGGCGUAAACAUUGUAACUGAAGAUCAAUGGUUGGAGCAUAUCCCAAAAAAAAAGGUUUCCUUGUCCUGGGUUUUCCGGCCGGCUACCAGUGAGCGAAUCGUUCAACUGCUUCAUCGUCCAUCACACGACCCCGUCGCAUCGAUUGGAAGGGCACUGGGAGACAGAAACGUGCUGUACAAGUAUCUCAAUCCACAUGUCAUUUUGGUAACAGCGGUCAAUGUUCAAACGUCUACUGCUACUUUCUACCUCCUUGAGUCGACAUCCGGAUCGAUCCUGCACACCACCACACACUCAAAUGUAGAUACGACCAAGCCCAUCGCUUCGACAUUGUCCGAGAACAUUCUCACUUACUCUUUGUACUCACACACAAGCUCGCAAGACACACUCCAAACCGAGAAGAAAGUGUUGCAAGGAUAUCAGCUAGUGGUAUCUGAACUCUACGAGUCGCCUUUCCCCAACGAUCGAGGACCAUUAGCUUCGUCGUCAAACACUUCUUCACAAGGACCGCUGGACCUCAAUGAAGAAAGGACUGCAAAUCUGCCCCACGCCAUCUCACAAACGUACCUUAUCUCUGAUUCCGUUUCCUAUCUAGCCACCACUUCCACCCUUCAAGGCAUUACCCCACGAUCCUUACUCUGCAUCAACUCCGACCUCAAGACCAUCACUUCCAUUCCAGGGCACAUCCUUGAUCCCAGAAGACCAGUCGGCCGCGAUUCAACCUCUGCGGAGGCAGAAGAGGGGCUUUAUCGAUAUAAUGCUGUGCUGGACUUUGACCCCAAAUGGAUCUUGAACCAUAAACGAGAGAUGCUCGGUCUAUCCAAGGUGAUAGCAAGUCCUACGCUCUUGGAGAGCACGAGCUUAGUCUUUGCCUUCGGUGAUGUUGAUCUUUUUGGAACGAGAGUACGGAAAAAGCAGAUAGAUGGGCAAUGGAGAACUUGA
Molecule: messenger RNA, 2835 nt
Organism: Bacidia gigantensis
Lineage: Eukaryota; Fungi; Ascomycota; Lecanoromycetes; Lecanorales; Ramalinaceae
Exons: 3
Coding region: 1-2835 (944 amino acids)
Biological process (GO): protein folding in endoplasmic reticulum
Cellular component (GO): EMC complex
Molecular function (GO): protein binding
Source: RefSeq, a predicted model, not a curated record